Arabis nemorensis is the source of this 1605-nucleotide messenger RNA. Lineage: Eukaryota; Viridiplantae; Streptophyta; Magnoliopsida; Brassicales; Brassicaceae. The record is from the annotation of a GenBank genome assembly.
AUGGGCCAAGCGCCGUCGUCUACGGCGGAAUUGAACGGAAGAGAGGUAGAUUCGAGGUUAUGGUCUCCGGUGAUUGUUGGUGGAGGAUCGAUGGAUUUUGGAAAUGGUGUUAUGGUUAUUAGAGAUCGGGAUUUCACCGGAGAUCUACCAGAUGAGUGUUUAGCUUAUGUGUUUCAGUUUCUCGGAGCUGGAGAUCGGAAACGAUGCUCACUCGUUUGUAAACGGUGGUUAUUCGUCGACGGUCAGAAUCGUCAUCGGUUAUCUCUAGAUGCUAGAGAUGAGAUCUUCUCUUUCAUAACGUCUAUGUUCAGUCGAUUCGAUUCGGUGACGAAGCUCGCUUUACGAUGUGAUCGGAAGUCUGUUAGCUUAAGCGAUGAAGCUUUAGGUAUGAUCUCUGUUCGUUGUUUGAAUCUUACUCGUGUUAAGCUUCGUGGUUGUCGCGAGAUUACAGAUCUGGGAAUGGAAGAGUUUGCUAGGAAUUGUAGAAAUCUUAAGAAAGUAUCAGUUGGAUCUUGCAAUUUUGGAGCUAAAGGUGUGAAUUCGAUGCUUAAACAUUGUAAGCUGCUUGAGGAAUUGUCGGUGAAGAGACUUAGAGGAAUCCAUGAAGCUGCUGAGUUGAUUCAGCUGCCAGGAGCUGGAUCAGGAUCGUCUUCUUCGCUUAGAUCGAUUUGCUUGAAGGAGCUUGUUAAUGGACAGGUAUUUGAACCAUUGGUUGUUAGUACAAAAACACUGAAAACUUUGAAAAUCAUUCGUUGUUUGGGUGAUUGGGAUAAAGUUCUUCAAACGAUUGGAUACGGAAAUAGUUCUUUAAGUGAAAUUCACCUCGAGAGGCUUCAAGUAAGUGACAUUGGUCUCUCCGCGAUAUCAAAGUGCUCAAAUGUUGAGACUUUGCAUAUAGUGAAAACACCUGAAUGCUCAAACUUUGGUUUGAUUGAUGUCGCUAGGAGAUGUAAGAUGCUUAGGAAACUUCAUAUUGAUGGUUGGAGAACUAAUAUGAUUGGCGAUGAAGGUCUAAUCGCUGUAGCGAAAUACUGCUUAAACUUACAAGAACUUGUCUUGAUUGGUGUUCACGCUACACAUAUGAGUUUAGCAGCUAUUGCUACAAACUGUGAGAAACUCGAAAGAUUAGCACUUUGCGGAAGUAAAACAAUAGGCGAUACAGAGAUUGCUUGCAUCGCUAAGAAAUGCGGGGCGUUGAAAAAAUUCUGUAUUAAAGGAUGUCCGGUUUCGGAUCUAGGAAUCGAAGCGCUCGCUGGUGGUUGUCCUAAUCUGGUGAAACUGAAGGUGAAGAAAUGUAAAGUGGUGACUGGAGAAAUUGGAGAAUGGCUGCGAGAACAAAGGAAGACACUUGUGGUGAGUAUGGAUAGUGAUGAAACCGAAGCAACACUCGCUGUGGAUGGUGAGGUUGAAACCGUUGUAGAGGGCCCGAGGAUGGCUCAAGGCGGUGGUGGUGUUGUGGCACCGGAGAUUGGUUCAGGCAAUGGUGGAGGAAGUAGAUUAGCGACGACGAUUAGGUCAAAGUUUGGGUUUCUUGCGGGAAGAAACUUGGUAACUUGCACAUUCAAGAGAUGGUCUCAUACUGAUAAUGGAAGUAGUUCUACUUGA